AACAAACGAGACCCCAGGACAGCGUCCCCCUGCAGAACUCGGAGCCCGCGAUGGCCAAGCCCCAGGUGGUCGUCGCCCCGGUGCUGAUGUCCAAGCUGUCUGCGAACGCCCCUGAGUUCUACCCCUCGGGUUAUUCCAACUACACGGAAUCCUAUGAGGAUGGCUGUGAGGAUUAUCCCACUCUAUCUGAAUAUGUUCAGGAUUUCUUGAAUCAUCUUACAGAGCAGCCUGGCAGUUUUGAAACUGAAAUUGACCAGUUUGCAGAGACCCUGAAUGGCUGGGUUACAACAGACGAUGCUUUGCAAGAACUGGUGGAACUCGUCUAUCAACAGGCCACGUCCAUUCCAAAUUUCUCCUACAUGGGAGCUCGCCUGUGUAAUUACCUGUCCCAUCACCUGACAAUUAGCUCACAGAGUGGCAACUUCCGCCAAUUGCUACUUCAAAGAUGUCGGACUGAAUAUGAACUUAGAGAUCAAGCUGCAAAGGGGGAUGAAGCAACUCGAAAACGAUUCCAUGCGUUUGUGCUCUUUCUGGGAGAACUUUAUCUUAAGCUGGAGAUCAAAGGAACAAAUGGGCAGGUUACAAGAGCAGAUAUUCUUCAGGCUGGUCUUCGGGAGUUGCUGAAUGCCCUCUUUUCUAACCCUGUGGAUGAUAACCUAAUUUGCGCAGUAAAAUUACUAAAGUUGACAGGGUCAGUGUUGGAAGAUGCCUGGAAGGAAAAAGGAAAGACGGACAUGGAGGAAGUUAUCCAGAGGAUUGAAAAUGUCGUCCUGGACGCGCACUGCAGCAGAGACGUGAAGCAGAUGCUCUUGAAGCUUGUAGAGCUCCGGUCAAGUAACUGGGGUAGAGUCCAUGUAACCUCAACAUACAGAGAAGCAACACCUGAAAAUGACCCCAACUAUUUUAUGAAUGAACCAACAUUUUAUACAUCUGAUGGUGUUCCUUUCACUGCAGCUGAUCCAGAUUACCAAGAGAAAUAUCAAGAGUUACUUGAAAGAGAAGACUUUUUUCCAGAUUAUGAAGAAAAUGGAACAGAUUUAUCAGGCGCUGGUGAUCCAUACUUGGAUGAUAUUGAUGAUGAGAUGGACCCAGAGAUAGAAGAAGCUUAUGAAAAGUUUUGUUUGGAAUCAGAGCGUAAGCAAAAACAGUAAAGUUAAAUUUCAAUGUAUCAGUUUUAUAAAGCAGUUUAGGUUAUGGUGACUUAGCAGAACACAGGAAAGCAGGAAAAUGUGUCACACUUAUACCAAAUUAAGGAUGUUGAGUUAUGUUACUAAUGUAUGCAACUUUAAUUUUGUUUAACACUCUGCCAAAAUAAACUUUAUCCCCUAUAACUUAAAAUGUGUAUAUAUAUAAGAUAGUUUAUUAUGUACAGUUAAUUCUACUGUUUUGGCUGCAAUAAAAUCGAUUUUGAAAUAAAUGAAAUGUUGAAAGUAAGUUUUGCUAGCUGAUUAGAAGCUUAUCCUUUAAAUUCAGCUUUUCUCGAAGGAAAAUGUCUUAGUGUGGAAAUACAUAUUACUGCAAAAAUGUAGCAUCCUUUUUUAAGAGAUGAGUAUAUAGCUUUCAUUUAGUUUUACAUUGAGUGUCUCAAUGAAUUGGGUUUCAAGUAUGAGUCACAAUCAUAAAAAUCUCUGGCACUAAAGUCUUAGAAUAUAUAAUUAAUUUAUUUACAUAUCCAGAUGUUAUUUGAUACCAAGGGCUUUUAAAAUAGAGUUAGAACUUCCAACUAAACAACCAAGAGUCUUCACUGAGGAUACAUUGCAAUUCUAAAUUGUUCAAAUUUUUCACCUGAUUUCAUUACCCCACAGCCCAGGACAUUAUUCUACUUUCUUUAUAUGGCUUUCUCAUUUUUAUUUGGUAGCAUGCGUUGCAUUGACUUUUUUACUAGAGAAUUUUGCUAGAUCUUUGUCACUCAAGUUUUCAUCUGCUUUGUAAUUGAUACACCUUGAGGAUCACUUUUCUAAUACUUUUACUAUAAUGUGGUACCACCUCAGUCCUAUUUUUACCAAAUGUCAAAAAUCUUUUUCCAACUAACGACAAGUAAAGCUUAUGUACAAAAGGAUUGCUUGUAAAUAUGCAUGUAAAUAGUUCUGUUAAUAACCCACUGUUUCACAUUUGGUACACCUGUGUCUGCUACUACAGUUAGCUUUCCCACUUUUCUGCUUGUUUGUUCAGUCUGGAUUAAAAUUAGUCUUUGAAAAUAAAAUUGAAAUAGUUUUGUUUCCUCUAA
Molecule: messenger RNA, 2227 nt
Organism: Myotis lucifugus (little brown bat)
Lineage: Eukaryota; Metazoa; Chordata; Mammalia; Chiroptera; Vespertilionidae
Gene: PAIP1
Product: poly(A) binding protein interacting protein 1
Exons: 10
Coding region: 51-1151 (366 amino acids)
Biological process (GO): regulation of translational initiation
Molecular function (GO): RNA binding; protein binding; translation activator activity
Source: RefSeq, a predicted model, not a curated record